Molecule: messenger RNA, 1365 nt
Organism: Rhagoletis pomonella (apple maggot)
Lineage: Eukaryota; Metazoa; Arthropoda; Insecta; Diptera; Tephritidae
Gene: Urod
Product: uroporphyrinogen decarboxylase
Exons: 5
Coding region: 188-1258 (356 amino acids)
Biological process (GO): heme biosynthetic process
Cellular component (GO): cytosol
Molecular function (GO): uroporphyrinogen decarboxylase activity
Source: RefSeq, a predicted model, not a curated record
AGAAAAUAAAAAAGUUGAUAAGAGAAGGGGAACUAUUUAUGUUGUCUAUUUGCCGGCCAAUAUAUAGAGGAAUUUAACUUUUAAUAAAUAUAAAUUAAAGCAAACCUGAUUAAAAGCUUACAGUUUGGGCCGCAGCACGCAAUAGAAAGCAUAAAAUAUACUGAACAACUGUUUAACACGGAAGAAAAUGAAAGACACAAAGAAUUUCCCCCCACUAAAAAAUGAUAAUCUCCUCCGCGCGGCGAGGGGUGAACCCGUUGAUCGUGUGCCCGUCUGGGUGAUGCGUCAAGCAGGGCGUUAUCUACCUGAGUUCCAAGAGGUGCGCAAGCAUCAUGAUUUCUUUACCGUUUGCCGUACCCCCGAAUUGGCCUGUGAGGUAACAAUGCAGCCACUGCGGCGCUUCGAUUUGGAUGCGUCUAUCAUAUUUUGCGAUAUUUUGGUUAUACCUCAAGCUCUAGGCAUGAUAGUGGAAAUGCAUGCGGGUGUGGGACCAGUGUUUCCUGAGCCAUUACAAACGCCUGCAGACUUAGCUAAGCUCACACCGGAGGGCGCCGUAGGACGGUUGACAUAUGUAGGCGAUGCUAUUACUAUGAUGCGUCAUAUGUUGGAAGGGCGUGUGCCACUUAUUGGUUUCACUGGAGCACCGUGGACUUUGAUGGGAUACAUGAUUGAAGGAGGCGGCAGCAAAACCAUGGCAAAAUCAAAAGCUUGGCUUACGGAUUACCCCGAGGACUCGAAAAUGCUACUAAGCAUGUUAACGAAUGCCAUUGUUGAUUACUUAGAAAUGCAGGUGAAAGCCGGUGCGCAACUACUGCAAAUUUUCGAAUCGUCAGCGGAACAUUUAAGCAAGGAAGAUUUUCUAAAGUGGGCUGUGCCUUACUUAAAAGAUAUUCGCGAUAAGUUAGACGAACGCUUGAAGCAGCAGUCAAUACCAGUAGUACCUAUGACUAUUUUCGCUAAAGGCGCGGGGCAUUCACUAAAGGAACAAGCGACUUUAGGAUAUGAUGUUAUAGGCUUGGACUGGACAGUUGAUCCUGUUGAGGCACGGAAAGAAGUGGGACCUAACAUAACCUUACAAGGGAACUUGGAUCCACAGGAUAUGUACAAGACGCCAGUAGAAAUACGUGCGCUGACUACCGAGAUGGUACGAAAAUUUGGAAAAGAUCGCUAUAUAGCUAAUCUUGGGCAUGGUAUUACUCCCCAAACGCCUAUAAUAAGUAUGGAAACCCUAGUGGACGCUGUACAUAAAGCUAUUUGAAAAUGGGUGCCAACAAUCAAUGGUAUAGCACUGUUUAUUUAAUCUAUAGUGGCUUAUUGUGUUGCAGUAAAUAAAAGUUUUGGUUGUUAGGUUGUUAAACAUUACAA